Molecule: messenger RNA, 3398 nt
Organism: Dreissena polymorpha
Lineage: Eukaryota; Metazoa; Mollusca; Bivalvia; Myida; Dreissenidae
Exons: 7
Coding region: 259-2886 (875 amino acids)
Source: RefSeq, a predicted model, not a curated record
UUCACCCUUAGAUCGAAAUUCAAUGGCUGUUAAACCAGUCGGACAUAAACUGGGUAAAGAAAUGAAGGGGUUAUAAAUUACAGUUAUAAAAUACCACCGCUGGCGUCUAUAAUGGAUUGUUUUAUUACAUUUGUCAUUUGCAGCUUUAUGAAAAGAAUUCCUACACCGCGGAAACGUAUGUAAACCAUCAGACAUAGAUUUAUGGAGGAUUUUUUUUUUUAAAUCAAGAACAAUUAUGUGUUACAACAUUGUGAGUGAAUGGAUUUUCUAACAGUGUUCUUCACUGCUCUGGUCACCUUGGAUACCGUCAUCUCCCUAACAACCUACAACGCGAGCGCGUGCUUUGGUAGCGACGGUAGUUCGUGUAAUACACUGGUACUGGAUCAGUGUAAGGACGAUGAACGAAUAUAUGUCAGUGACCAGAAGUAUGGGGUCAAGGUUGAGACAUGUAACAACAAAAACAAAUGUCUUACGCCAGGCUCGGGAUGCUGCGCAUACAAAGCGGGCGAUUGUAUGGAGAGCCUCACACAACUGCACUCCUAUGACCUGUAUCGAACUUGUUCCGGCCAGUCAACGUGUAAAACGCAAGUAGGACGGCAAAGCAACAUUGGAUGCAAUGGCGGCUUUUCCGUAUCUACAUACGCGACAAUUUCAUACUCGUGCAUUACAGAAAGCAUUGACUUUUGCAAACCCUCCUUGACCUCUGGCGAAUCGGUAAACAUAAUAUUCGACAAACGAACAUCGUUAUUUACUGCGGCCUCGUAUUGCUCUUGUAACAUCUCCUCCAGCCAAGCCUUGGUCGUCAAAUAUGUCGACAUUAGGAUGGCAACGUCCCAUACAGAGGUCUCAAGGACAGAAUGCGCCUCGGCAUGGUUUGAGAGUGCACCGCCGUUCACAUUGCCAAAGUCAUGUGACCCAGGUGUAAAUGAUGAUAUGAAUUUCGUGUACCAGACUAAUGUGACUACAGGAUUCAAGACCGUACGUUUGGGGUUAAAUGGGUUGUACAUUAAAGGAGCCAAUGACUCGCCUUCGUUUGUUUGGAUUGUAGUUACUGCAAUCAACAACGCAAACGUUGACGUGAAAUGCGCAAAAAGUGCGUUUGAUCCAACGUUGACAUCACCAGCUAUAAUCCCCACCACUCCAACGACCAUCACUCAAUCAAAUAUAUCGCUACCCAAUUCUACGAAUAAAGAAGAUGGCGGGUCAUCGAAUGGUGCCAUUAUCGGCGGAGUCGUUUCAGCAGUUAUUGUUUUAAUGAUUAUCGCUGGCGUAUUAUUCUACGUCCUGGUAUACAAAAGGCGAGGGUGCCCUAUAAAGCGUAUAAAACUACGAAGAGGAGCACCCGAUGUGGCUGUUACAAAUAUGAGUUACAAGUCACAUGGCGAGGAAUACGCUGAAAUCGGAUUUGUUCCUGACAUUUCUCCAGUAGAAAAUCCUAGUUAUCAGGAACGUGUCACGGGUACUACUGCACUUUCUACGGAAACAAACUUAAAUGAUUAUUUGGAUAAAAUGACCAGCAACGGACAUACAUAUCAAAAUACAGGUGGCGUUCAGAAGAGUGCAAACGCAAUAAUCUUGCCACAAAAGUCACCAAGACCGCCAGGGACGUUAGCUAAAAUACGACAGCAAACCAGUAGAUUUGUGGCAUUGUUCAAAAAGCCUACUGAUAAUCAAUUGAAAGUGUCGUCUCAUCCUAGAAUAAGUGAUGUUUCAACAGGAUCAUAUGACCACAUACGAGCUUUUAAUAAGGUCGAUAUUUCAUUGCCUAUUGCGAACCAAAGUCAUAUGUACUCACAUACAAAUACUCAGCAAACAUUUGACUUAAACCGCCCAGUCGAAGUUGAUUCAAAAUCUGCUGUUGCAAUUCCAGUCGAAACGAAACAAAAGGAAAUUGAAAGGGAAUUAAGUGCUGUACAUGUUGGGGAUCAGUAUAUUGAGUUCACAUUUGAUUCCGUUGCGGAUGACAAGAAAGUUCACUUUACCAUGGGCAGUGAAAUACCAAGAAUCGAUGGACCAAAAAGACAACCACCAUCACCACACACUUCUCCAAACUUUAUAAUUAAUUCUCAAACUGUUGAAACGCCUAAAUAUUCUAUGCAAAAACCUGUUAAAGAUAAGGACGUAAGAAUGUUUGACAAAGGCGUUGUAAAAGGCGGUGAAAUUGAAGAAAAUCAAGAAAAUGGUGAUCCACCAGCAUACGACUAUGCUGACACAAAUGAAACGGACAAAGCGAAUGAAAUUGUAGACGAACCAGGUGCGGUUUACGAAGAUGUUGAUGCAGACAAUCAAUUAGAAAAAGACGAAGACAAACGAUACAUGCGACAAGACUCCCAAGGAUACCUAGCGCCGGUAUCAAGACACAGUGACGUGUCUUCAGAUACAAAACACAUGUAUGUGAAUCGACUGAGUGAUUCAAAUUUGAUGGGAAGUAACGGUGGUACAAGUAAAGCAAAUGGUAUUGAUUUCAAUGAAUUACAAAGUAAACUGCUCGCUGGUAAGAAAGAUAGCAACAAUGCUAAUCCAGCUGAUAGUGUUAUCAAAGACAAAGCGCAAAAGUCCCAUAAACUUUACGCAAAGGGAAAUGAAGUUAUAACUGAAAAUGAAAAUAAAGUGUCAAAAUCCAAAGAGGCACCAAAUGUAAAACGAGAUGUAAAAGACACAGACAAUAAAAGCCCACCAUCGGGAAGGCCGAGUGUAGUGAAGAGUAAUAACACAGCAGCGAAAGAUUAUGAACAUUUGGGAAACGUAAAAGCUGGUGUGCUUAACAUGAAGCUGUUGUUUGAAAAUAAAGAGAGUGACAGUGAUUCAUCGCGCCAAAGUUCACCUCGCGGGAACGCAGUUAGUGAGUCUGCAGGGCGUGCAAAGACAUCAAACAUCAAAACCUGACAUACUGGGGGAAUUGGUUGUGAUUUCAACAAACAUUCGCGUAAGAAAUGUUCAAUAUAAAAUAUUGUUGACUGUUAUGUAUUACGUUAACGUGAUAUAUACUUUUGAUUUUGAUUUUAAGAUAAAAACUGAAACACGGAAAUGUGCUGUAUGGCUUCUUGACAAUCAUGCAAAUAAAAUACAGUCAUCCAUUAACUGACUUUAACAAGUAACUUAUAAAGUACUUGAAAUUGAUGUAUUUGCAUAAAUCGAUAUCGGGCUCAUUUUGAAGUCAAUAUAUUUCAAUAAUAAACAGUAAUGUAGUAUAUUUUUACUUAAAACUCUUUUCAGUACUUACACUUGUUAUUGCAUGAUGUAGAUUGUCGUUAGAUAUGAUAUGUAACAUGUGCAUUUAUUUUAACUAAUAUACAUGUACUCAUGUUAUGCUUUAUUAUUUGUAAAAUAUUGUAUUUAAGUACGGGUAUGCAAGUGUAGACAACGAGCGUUAUUUGGAAUGAAUCAUAUGCAGUUAA